GUAUUUAGUUCACUCGGUUUUCAUUGGAAGAGAAAGUCGAAGAUAAUUUAGCGCAGAUUUGAUCCUCAAGUCACUAUCUUUUCUCCCGCAAACAGCCAAAUCACAACUCUUCGACAAUGUCCUUUAACAAGGGUCCUGCCUACGGAUUAACAGCGGAGGUGAAAAACAAGAUUGCACAGAAGUAUGACACUCAGAAAGAAGAGGAGCUGAGGCUCUGGAUCGAGGACAUCACAGGAGCUUCCAUCGGGCCCGACUUCCAGAAAGGCCUAAAGAAUGGAGUCAUCCUGUGCGAACUUAUCAACAAGCUCGCACCGAACUCUGUGAAAAAGGUCAACCAGUCAGCGCUGAACUGGCAUCAGCUGGAGAACCUGACAAACUUCAUCAAAGCCAUCACAGUGUAUGGCCUGAAGCCUCAUGACAUCUUCGAAGCCAACGACCUGUUUGAGAACGGCAACAUGACGCAGGUCCAGACAACGCUGCUUGCACUCGCCAGCAUGGCAAAGACCAAAGGCUGCCAGUCACGGGUGGACAUCGGGGUGAAGUACGCCGACAAACAGGAGAGGAUGUUUGAUGAGGAGAAGAUGAAGGCUGGACAGUGUGUCAUCGGCCUGCAGAUGGGGACCAACAAGUGUGCCAGUCAGGCAGGUAUGAACGCCUAUGGCACCAGGAGGCACUUAUAUGAUCCCAAAGGUCAGAUGCUGGCCCCCAUGGACAACACAACCAUCAGUCUGCAAAUGGGAACCAACAAGGGGGCGAGCCAGGCUGGCAUGACUGCUCCAGGGACAAGGCGUGCCAUUUACGACCAGAAGCUGGGCACAGACAAGUGCGACAACAGCACCAUGUCCCUACAGAUGGGCUUCAGCCAGGGAGCCAACCAGAGCGGGCAGAACUUUGGCCUGGGACGGCAGAUCUAUGACGCCAAAUACUGUCCUAAAGCCGGAGAGGUUGCAGAUGAUCAGAACGGGGCCGGCGUUGCCUGCAACUACAUCCCAGAUUACCAGGACGAGGGUUACCAAGGUUACCAGGAAGAGGAGCAGGUGUACCAAGAGGAUGGGACAGAUUAUUAGAGGGAAGGCGGGAGCUGAGCUGAGGGGAAGGGAAAGAGAGGUUGUAUAAAGGAGUGAUCUUCUGCAAGAAAACCUCAAGGCAGGCCGUUUUUAUUUUUUAUAACCGCAGGAUGUUGCACCUUUUUUGGGGCAUAUCCUUUUUAGUAUUGUAUGAAUAGUUUUCUUACCCCUAUUUGUGCAACAAAAAAAAAAAAGAAGUUACACAUAUCAUGAUGAACUGUAUUUCUGUGAUUAUUAUAUUUAAAGUGACCACAAAAGCCAAACCUCUUUGGCUUGGCUAGUUUUCUAUCCCAGGGAUGUUUUUUUUUUGUUUUGUUUUUUAAUGUGCCAAAGCCCCCCACCCCCGUUCUUUUUCAGUGUUUUUUGCUGACUCAUUCGUUACAGUAAGGGAGAUUCCUGAGUUGUUGUUUUUUUUUUUUUCUAAGGGCAACAUGAAAAUGAAUCUAAAAGUGAAACAUUAGGGAGUUUUUGUUAAACAUUUAUAAGAAGAUGCAUCUCGCUUUGAACAAAAUACCCAUGUUGUGUUAGUGUAUCAUCUGUGUAAACAUAAUUCUGUGAAUGAGAAUGUACAUUUGUGUUUGUUACUUCUUCAGUAUCUUCUUCAGUAUUGGUCAUUGACACAGUAACUGUAGUAACAGUUUAGAUUUUUCAGGCAGAUGAGGAGACAAAAUGGACUUCUUUUUUUCUCUCUUUAUUUUAGAACAAGUCAGUUUUAACUUUUUUACAUUCAGUCACACUCACUUAUUUCUGUUUCUUUUUUUUUUAAAUGGAGGAAAUAUUUCCCUUGUUUGUAUAACCAGUCCAACUGGAGUUAAGCUUUGUUUUCUUUGGAUUAAAGACGGUGGGGGAGGAUAAAAUAAUACUCAAGUGAAGUUUUGAACAUUCCAAGCAAGAAUACUGGAUUCUUUUUUCUUUUUUUUUUCAGUGAUAAUGUUAAAGUGAAUCAUUCUUAAAUAUUGGUCGAAAUGCGAACCAAUCAUACAAUUAUUGAUCAUUAUUAUUUAUGCAAUAUUUGUGAUUUUUUAAAUGGGGCUUGUUUUGUACUUUGUCUCUGAAUAACAUUUGGUAUUUGGACUAUACUUUUUCCUCUGGAAUAAUCUUUAUGCCGACGGAAAAAUAAAUGUUUUAAUUCAGAAGUAUGUUUCUGUGAAUACGGUGUAAUAAAGAUUUGUAUUCAUUA
Larimichthys crocea (large yellow croaker) is the source of this 2247-nucleotide messenger RNA. RefSeq names its product calponin 2 (gene cnn2). The record is from RefSeq and is a predicted model, not a curated record. Gene Ontology annotation, cellular component: actin cytoskeleton; focal adhesion. NCBI's taxonomy places the organism in Eukaryota, Metazoa, Chordata, Actinopteri, Sciaenidae. Gene Ontology annotation, molecular function: actin filament binding. Gene Ontology annotation, biological process: actomyosin structure organization; actin filament organization. Bases 117 to 1067 code for a protein of 316 amino acids. The transcript is spliced from 7 exons.